Messenger RNA from Drosophila obscura, 407 nucleotides. RefSeq lists its product as uncharacterized. The transcript has 3 exons. NCBI's taxonomy places the organism in Eukaryota, Metazoa, Arthropoda, Insecta, Diptera, Drosophilidae. Bases 107 to 340 code for a protein of 77 amino acids. The record is from RefSeq and is a predicted model, not a curated record.
AUCGCAGCCCGAACCAACUCCGCCUUGCCUGGAAUCCGCUUUGGGCCUGCUCUGGGACUACCGUUACAAAACCGAAGAUUGUUGGAUUCGAGGAGAAACAGAAACCAUGGCAAAGAUGAAUGCUCUGCUGCUGGCCCUGGUUGUGUGCGUCGUGGCCCUCCUAGUACACACAUCGACUGCCUCAGUUCAGCCAAAGGCCCCAAAUUUCCAGUACUUUGAAAGACCCAAAUACCGUUAUCCCUACUACGAUGAGCAUGGACGGGGAAAACUGCUAUACGGCUACGGAGGACCGGAACUAUAUCAGUACAAGACCUACACGCCGCUGGAGGGCAUACACUGAGCCAUUAUUAACGACUAUUUAAACUAUAGCUGAUAAAGCUAAUAAUUUAUGUACUUUUGCUUUAUUU